Psylliodes chrysocephalus is the source of this 2431-nucleotide messenger RNA. NCBI's taxonomy places the organism in Eukaryota, Metazoa, Arthropoda, Insecta, Coleoptera, Chrysomelidae. The record is from the annotation of a GenBank genome assembly.
AUUAACCUCUAUCACAUCUCGUUGAAAGUUGAUUGUCAGAUUGUUGUGUUGUUAAUUUUGGUUAUUUGAUGACAUGACAGGUAUUUUGUUUGAUAGUUAUUUGAAAUAAUUAAAAACUUAAUGAUUAAAAGCAUCUUAUUAGAAUAUAAAUAAAAUACAUUACCCUCAAAAUGUCGGUAGUAAUCGAAACAACCCUAGGCGAUAUAACCGUUGAUUUAUAUUUAUCUGAUAGACCUAGAGCCUGCUUGAACUUUCUAAAGCUGUGCAAAAUAAAAUACUACAAUUAUAACUUAUUCCACACAAUAAGUCGUGGAUUUAUAGCGCAAACUGGAGAUCCUACUGGAUCUCGUAAAGGGGGAGAGUCCUUUUAUGGUGUUUUAGAUGGUCCAGACAAGAGAUAUUUUGAAGGAGAAACCGAACCUAGAAUUAAACAUACAAAAAUGGGCCUCAUUUCGUUCGUUGGAAAUGAUGAACGUAUGAUAGGAUCACAAUUUUUUAUCACCCUAGGUGAAGAUUUAAUCUAUUUAGAUCAGAAGCAUUGUGUUUUUGGAGAAGUGGUCGAAGGAUUGGAUAUUUUAGAAAUUAUAAAUGAAGUUAUUUGUGAUACAGAUGAUAGACCUUAUCAAGAUGUUCGUAUUACUCACACAGUUGUCUUAGAUGAUCCUUAUCCUGAUCCAAAAAGAUUGAGGGUGCCAUCCAGGUCUCCUUCUCCUAGUUCUGAAAGACUACAAGGGGGUCGGAUUGCGCCUGAUGAGGAUGUCGAUGAAACGGAAGGAAAAAGUGCACAAGAAGUUGCUGAAUUGCAGGCUGAACGUGAAGCUAAGGCUAGAGCCACUAUUUUAGAAAUGGUAGGUGAUCUACCAGAUGCUGAAAUGGCACCACCUGAAAAUGUAUUGUUUGUUUGUAAACUUAAUCCAGUAACUACAGAUGAUGACUUAGAAAUAAUAUUUAACAGAUUUGGUAAAAUCGUUUCAUGUGAGGUUAUUAGAGAUAGAAAAACUGGAGACUCCCUUCAAUAUGCUUUUAUUGAGUUUGCUGAUAGAAAGUCCUGUGAGGAUGCCUAUUUUAAGAUGGAUAAUAUACUUAUAGAUGAUCGUAGAAUUCAUGUAGACUUCAGCCAGAGUGUUUCUAAGGUAAUAUGGCAUGGUAAAGGUAGAGGUGUGACACAUUAUGAUGAAGAUGGGAGAAAGACUAAACUGGGAAGCAAUGAUAUUGGAACAGGUAAUUACAAAACUAAAACCCAAAAACCAAAAAAUCAGAUGGGUUAUAAAAAUUAUCAUAAAGAAAAUAAUGGAAGAGAUUUAUCAAAUUCAGAAUUACUAAAAUCUUCAAAAAGAAAACAUGAAAAAUCUAGAACAAAAUCUCCAUUAGAAGAUUCUUAUAAUCCAAAUCGUUUAGAGUCCAGAAAACAAGAUAACAAGGAAAAAUAUCUUUCUUCUAGAUCACCAAGUCGAAAGGACAAAAAAGAAUCGAGACCUACUCCAAGUAGAGAGAAGAAAUUUAGGCCACCCUCAAGGUCAUUAAGCCCACAUAGAGAAAGACCAAAUCGAUUAAGGUCACGGUCACCUAGAAGAAGAAGAAUGGACGACAGAAGAGAAAGAAAGUCAGAUCGAUAUGAGGAUAACUCAAAAAGAGAAGAUUUUGCACGCAGAAGAUAUGAGGAUUCCAGUAGAAGAAAUGAAUGCAGACCUCCUAUUAGAGAUUCCAGACAUUCCAGUUACAACAGAAGUGGUCAUUUAUCCUCAAAAUAUCUCGAAAGGGAACCGAAAAAUGAAAGAUUUGGAAGCAGCAGUAAUUCUCAUCGGAAAUCAAGGAUGUCGGAAAAGGAGAGAGAUGAUACACAUAAACAUUAUAAAGAAGAAAAGGAAAUUACUACUAAAUACAAGAACCCAAUAAAAAAGUCCAACAGCGAUAAUAAUGAGUCUUUCAAGCGCGAAAUUGCAGAAAAAGAAUCAAAGAAGAAAAAUAGAGAUGUCAAAUGCACUAGCAGUGAUGGAAUAAGUAAAUAUAAAAAGAAGAAAAAAGGAGAAUCAACGAAUUCUGAAUCCGAUUCAUCUGAAAGUGAAAUUGAGAAAAAAAGGUCAAAAAAGAAGAAAAAGAAAUAUUCUAGUAGUAGUAGUAGCAGCAGCAGCAGCAGCAGUAGUGAUAGUAGUGAAGAAGAAACUGCUAAGAAGAAGAAGAAGAGGAAGAAUAAAAAAUCAUCUGGUUCAAGUUCAGAAAGUGAAGUGAGCGAUUCUAGUGAAAGCGAUUCAAGUGACAGUGAGGACGAAAAAAGAAAUAGAAAUAAGAAAACGAAAAAACGGAGUAAAACAAGCAGUGAAAGUGAGAGUUCAGAGGACGACAGGAGAAAAUAUAAAAAGAAAAAGAAACAAUAAAUAUGUUGUUUUUAAGUAUUAGUCAUUCUUUAUACCAAAUAAAAUAUAUAAUUUUU